UUCUACACAGGCCUCAUUUUUUUUUUUUUUCUUGUUCCUGCAAUAUAAUCGUAGCACCCAAAUCCAUCGUCAUCAACCAGAAACCCCUACAUCGGUUUUCUCUUCUUGAAUCUUGAUGUCCCUUCAAUUCCGUUUAUAUUAUGCUAUUUCAUUCCAGUCCAAUCGAAUCCAAUCCUAUUCGAUAUAAUCAAUCCUCUCCUACUCUUCACCAGAUUUGCUUCAGGAGGACGGCGUUAUUUCGAUCCGCCGACGAUCUAUUGGGUUGAUUUCGGGUUGUGAGACAAUGGAAGAAUUGAGAAAUGUAACUAUGAGAGUUUGAAAGAUGCCUGGGUUAACGCAAAAAAAUGACCAUUUAAAUGGUGGGUCAUCGGCUGUAUACUCGCUCUCCGCCAAUGGGUUUUGGUCCCAGCAUGGCGACGAUGUUAGCUACGUUCAGCUCCAGAAGUUUUGGAGUGAACUGCUGCCCCAAGCUAGGCAGAAACUCCUGAGAAUUGACAAGCAAACUCUCUUUGAGCAAGCUCGUAAGAAUAUGUACUGCUCUCGAUGUAAUGGUUUGCUGCUUGAAGGAUUUUUGCAGAUUGUCAUGUAUGGGAAAUCUUUACAACAAGGAAACACAUGUGUGAAUCAUACUUGCAACAGAUUAGGGGUUUCAAAAAGUCAAACUUGCGAUGGGUCAUUGGCAGUUAAUGGGUUUCAUGAUGAAAUUCAAGACCCAUCUGUCCAUCCUUGGGGUGGUUUGACCACAACGCGUGAGGGGUUGCUGACACUUUUGGGCUGCUAUUUGUAUUCAAAGUCUUUCCUGGGUCUCCAAAAUGUAUUUGACAGUGCACGAGCUAGGGAGCGAGAGCGUGAAUUGCUUUAUCCUGAUGCUUGUGGUGGGGGAGGUCGAGGCUGGAUAAGUCAAGGAACAGUGGGCUAUGGCAGGGGACAUGGUACAAGGGAAACAUGCGCCCUGCACACUGCUAGGCUUUCUUGUGAUACACUGGUGGAUUUCUGGUCAGCAUUAGGAGAAGAAACUCGACAAUCUCUUCUAAGGAUGAAAGAAGAAGAUUUUAUUGAGAGACUAAUGUACAGGUUUGACAGCAAGAGGUUUUGUAGAGAUUGCAGAAGAAAUGUGAUCCGUGAGUUCAAGGAGCUGAAGGAGCUGAAGCGCAUGAGGAGAGAGCCUUGCUGCACUAGUUGGUUUUGUGUUGCAGAUAUGGCUUUUCAUUACGAGGUCUCAGAUGAUACAAUCCAGGCCGAUUGGCAUCAAACCUUUGCUGACUCUGUGGAGACAUAUCAUUAUUUUGAGUGGGCUGUUGGAUCAGGAGAAGGAAAAUCUGACAUUCUGGAAUUUGAAAAUGUUGGCAUGAACGGAAGUGUCAAAAUGAAUGGCCUAGAUCUUGGUGGUUUGAAUUCAUGUUUUAUCACCCUCAGAGCUUGGAAAUUAGAUGGACGCUGCACAGAGCUGUCAGUGAAAGCUCAUGCAUUAAAAGGUCAACAAUGUGUUCAUCGAAGACUUAUAGUUGGUGAUGGAUUUGUUACAAUCACUAGAGGGGAAAAUAUUAGGAGGUUUUUUGAGCAUGCUGAAGAGGCUGAGGAGGAGGAGGAGGAUGAUUCGAUGGAUAAGGAUGCAAAUGAUUUGGAUGGAGAUUGCUCUCGUCCUCAAAAGCAUGCAAAGAGUCCAGAACUUGCUCGGGAGUUUCUUUUGGAUGCUGCAACUGUCAUCUUUAAAGAACAGGUUGAAAAAGCAUUCAGAGAAGGAACAGCUCGCCAAAAUGCUCAUAGCAUUUUUGUUUGUCUAGCACUAAAAUUAUUGGAAGAACGAGUUCACAUAGCAUGCAAAGAAAUCAUUACUCUAGAAAAGCAGAUGAAACUUCUUGAAGAAGAAGAGAAGGAAAAGCGUGAAGAAAAGGAACGCAAAGAGCGGAAAAGGACAAAAGAACGAGAGAAGAAGCUCCGAAGAAAAGAAAGAUUAAAAGGGAAGGAAAAGGAUAAAGAUAAGAUAAGUUCUGAAUCAGCUGAAGUAUGUUCUCAUUCUGAUAUCUUAGAGGACUUAUCCCCAUGUGUUUUGGAGCAAAAUUCCAUCUCUGUCGAUGAAACAUGUGAUGCCAGCAUUCCUGAAUCCUCUGAUACUCUGGAUGAGCAAUUUUUAGAUGAAUCCAUUAUUUCAGAAGUGCAAAGUUCAUAUGAUGAUGGCCUUGCCGGGAAACCUACUGAUGGGAAUGAUGGAAAUGAAUCUUUCAUGGUUGAUUCAUCAAAGUUUUCUCGCUGGAGAUUAAAAUUCCCAAAGGAAGUUCAAGAUCAUUCUUUCAAGUGGUCUGAGAGGCGACGAUUUUCAGUUUCCGAAAAUGGGGCAGGAGCUAGCAGAUCUGAGCAAAGAUAUUAUGGUGAUAGUUUGGAGAAUCCUUCAAGAACCAUGAAUGGAUCAAACAGGAAACUAAGAACGAAUUCAUUAAAGGCGUAUGGUCGACACAUCUCUAAGUUCAAUGAAAAGUCGCACUCUUCCAACAACCGGGUAUCUUACGACUACCGUUCCUGUGUCUGUAACCAAAAUAAUGAAUUAAACAAAAAGGCAGAGGCAUUUGUUUCUUCAGUUAGAGUUAAUCGAGAUGUCAAAUCUGCGAGCACGUCAGAAUCGUCAUUUGAUAUGUCCAAGCAGUGUUCUCAUUCUAACAGGUACAGCUAUGGAGAUCAUUCUCGUGAUGGUGGAAGAUUGAAAAACAAAAACAAUUCUCCUGGUAAAGAUUACGUUUAUUCAAAGAAAGUUUGGGAGCCCAUGGAAUCACAGAAGAAAUAUCCUAGAAGUAACUCAGAUUCAAAUGUAGCAAUGAAGUCUUCAACUUGUAAGUUUAAUGUUGAACCCGAUUUUGACCUUGUGAAGUCGGGGCAUGAUGCCUGUAGUGGUGAAGUUGCUGUGACUUCGAGUACAGUUGAUCAAGAAGAGAGUAAUUCGACUGAGUCGACCUCUGGUGUUGAAUCAGAUGAAGUCUCCCAAAAUGGACUCGAAUGGAAGGAUCAUAAAAACAUAGAAGAAGAUGCAUGCGAGGUAACAAAGCGUUCGGUAAAUUCAACAGGCACGACAUUGACAUCGAGUGGGACUAAUAACCGAGUAGGAACUAGGUCUUUAAAUUCUGAUAGCUGCUCAUCAUGCCCGAGUGAAGGAGACAGUAGUAAUAUCUGCUUGAACCAUGGAAAUCUGGAAUCGUUGUCCACAUCUGACUCCGAAGAUGCUAGUCAUCACUCAGAAGGAAAAGAAUCUUCAGCAUCCAUUCAGAAUGGCUUCUCUGAACAUCAUGAGACAAGGAUGGAUAAAGUAGUUGAAGUUGAUGCCUUGGGGAUCAGGAACCAUUCCGGUCUUUUGCAAGAGAUCGAGGGAUGUAAAGUUCAAGUAAAUGCACCGAACCGAGUUCCCCGGGACUUCGAAGCAGGAUUCUCUGCUGUUAGUUUGGACUCCUCCCCAUGUCAAGUGACACUUCCUCCAACUCAGAAUCAAACUCAAAAUAUUCACUUUCCAGUGUUUCAGGUUUCUCCAGCGAUGGGUUAUUACCAUCAAAACUCAGUUUCAUGGCCUGCAGCAGCAGCUCAUGCUAAUGGGAUAAUACCUUUCUCCUAUUCAAAUCACUGUCUGUAUACCAAUCCUCUUGGGUAUGGUUUAAGUGAUAACCCACGCUUCUGUAUGCAGUAUAGCCAUUUGCAUCAUCUAACUACUCCCGUCUUCAACCCGAGCCCGGUUCCUAUUUAUCAGCCAGCUUCCAAAGCCAACAAUGGUGUAUACACCGAAGAACGAAGUGAGGUCCCCAAGACAGGUUCAAUGGUAGAAAGCUCAGAUGUUGUAGCUAAUCCCGACGUCAUCGGUACCACUGGACUCCCAUACGCAAUCAGUUCACCACCAGGCAGAGAUCGUAAGCAAAACGACACUUCCAUAUUGCCAAACGACAGCUCAAGCUUUUCAUUGUUCCAUUUUGGAGGGCCUGUUGCAUUUUCAACAGGAGGUAACUUAAAGCCCAUGCCUUCCAAGGAAGACGAUAUUGUUGGGGAUUUUUCGAGAAAUAACGAAGCAACGGAUGUUGUUGACAAUGUCCAUGCUUUCAAUAAGAAGGAAACUGCCAUCGAAGAAUACAACUUGUUUGCAGCAAGCAAUGGCAUGAGGUUCUCAUUCUUCUGAAUGGGAGCAUGAUGAUAUAUGAGGGGACUGUUUUCGAGUUUCUAGUCCCUAUCUUCAUAUUAAUUUUUUUUUUUUUUAAUGGAAUUUUACAGUACUUCCUACAUAAUAAAUUUUCUUUUCUUUUUUUUUCUUUUUUUUUUUAAAGUAGUUGAUUGCUCCCAAAAUUUGUCUCAUUAUUUUCGAGAUGUGAGAACACACAAAAGAAAAAAAGAAAAAAAAGCAAAAUUGGAUGAAGGAGUGCUAUGAUGUUUGAAAGUUUUCUAAAUGAGAUGAGUCUUCUUGUAGAUGAA
Messenger RNA from Cucurbita moschata (crookneck pumpkin), 4437 nucleotides. RefSeq lists its product as uncharacterized. The coding region runs from base 323 to 4147 and encodes 1274 amino acids. NCBI's taxonomy places the organism in Eukaryota, Viridiplantae, Streptophyta, Magnoliopsida, Cucurbitales, Cucurbitaceae. The record is from RefSeq and is a predicted model, not a curated record. The transcript has 9 exons.